This is a messenger RNA of Rhododendron vialii, 1391 nucleotides long. Its product is annotated as galactinol synthase 2-like. The transcript has 4 exons. The record is from RefSeq and is a predicted model, not a curated record. Gene Ontology annotation, molecular function: glycosyltransferase activity. Bases 130 to 1119 code for a protein of 329 amino acids. NCBI's taxonomy places the organism in Eukaryota, Viridiplantae, Streptophyta, Magnoliopsida, Ericales, Ericaceae.
UCAAAACCCACCAAAAUCAACUCACUCUCUGAAUUCUCCUCCCUUUCAUUCCAAACCACUCUCAAACCCUCUCUCUCUCUCUCUCUCUCUCUCGCUCUCUCAAAUCACUCUUUUUUCGGAACAAGAAGAAUGGCGCUUAACCUGAUGAUGAACGGGGGCACCGAGCUGGCCAAGGCGGCUAGCCUGACAAGCCGGGCCUACGUGACUUUCCUGGCGGGGAACGGGGACUACGUGAAGGGCGUGGUGGGGCUGGCCAAGGGCCUCAGGAAGGUCGGGACGGCCUAUCCGCUCGUCGUGGCCGUCCUGCCCGAUGUGCCGGAGGAGCACCGCCGCAUGCUGGUGGCGCAGGGGUGCGUGGUCCGGGAGAUAGAGCCCGUGUAUCCGCCCGAGAACCAGACCCAGUUCGCCAUGGCGUACUAUGUGAUCAAUUACUCCAAGCUCAGGAUCUGGGAGUUCGUGGAGUACCACAAGAUGAUCUACUUGGACGGAGACAUCCAGGUGUUCGAGAACAUCGACCACCUCUUCGACAUGCCGGACGGCUACUUCUACGCCGUGAAGGACUGCUUCUGCGAGAAGACCUGGUCCCACACCCCUCAGUACAAGAUCGGCUACUGCCAGCAGUGCCCCGGCAGGGUCCAGUGGCCUUCGGAGAUGGGACCCAAGCCCCCGCUGUACUUCAACGCCGGCAUGUUCGUGUACGAGCCCAGCCUCUCCAUCUAUGACGACCUCUUGAGGACCCUCAAGAUUACCCCUCCUACCCCUUUUGCUGAGCAGGAUUUUUUGAACAUGUUCUUUAGGGAUGUCUACAAGCCCAUCCCUCCAAUUUACAACCUCGUCUUGGCCAUGCUCUGGCGUCACCCGGAGAACGUCGAGCUUGAAAAAUUGAAAGUCGUUCACUACUGCGCUGCGGGAUCAAAACCUUGGAGGUACACCGGAAAGGAAGAGAACAUGGAUAGGGAAGACAUCAAGGUGCUGGUGAAGAAGUGGCGGGACAUAUACGACGACGAGUCGUUGGAUUUCAAGAGGACCGGUAGCUUGCCGCUACCACCUAUCGAAGAAACUGGCAAAUUCACGGCGGCUGGCAUUAAUCAUUUCUUUUCCGCCCCGUCCGCUGCCUAAGUUGACAUGAAGUUGGGUUUUCUAGUCAUUUAGAAAGUUUUUAUUAAACCUAAGUUUGGUUGUCGAUAGGCUGCUUUUCUUCUGUAGCUAAAAACUGGUGGGCCUUUGAUUUUGAAGUUGGCCAUAGACUCUGCCCAGUUCAAUUGGAGAGAUCAUAGAUUGCUUCUGGGGUUUGUUUGAUUUGUAUUUUGUUGGGUGUGGAAAUUGGAGAAUGGUAAAAUACUUGCAUAUUUGUAGUAAAAGUUUACUAAUGUCGUAUCCUCGUUUGACCA